Aspergillus pseudonomiae is the source of this 1269-nucleotide messenger RNA. Its product is annotated as pectin lyase fold/virulence factor. The transcript has 5 exons. The record is from RefSeq and is a predicted model, not a curated record. The coding region runs from base 1 to 1269 and encodes 422 amino acids. NCBI's taxonomy places the organism in Eukaryota, Fungi, Ascomycota, Eurotiomycetes, Eurotiales, Aspergillaceae. Gene Ontology annotation, molecular function: pectate lyase activity.
AUGGCAGCUACUCCUUUCUCUAAGCGAGCUGGCAUAGAGACAGCAUCAUAUACUGAGACCUUUUUACUUCUUGCUUCACUCCUCGCCAGUCGUGCCCUUGGAUCCAACUCGUCAUCCAGGGUGUAUGGAAUACCUGCUGGUUUUGCCUAUAGUUUUACAGGAGGCGGAAAUGUGACACCAGCUAUUCCAGCUAACGUGACCCAACUACGCGACUGGCUUACGGAUAACAAGCCUCGUGUCAUUGUGCUUGACAAGGAGUACAACUUCAUAGGUAGCGAAGGCUACUGCGAGAAUUGUGCUUGCUGUGUCUUCAACACUGACACCUGUGGUGAGGGUGGCCAGGAUGCGAUCGAAACUGAUUUUGGUUGGCGUGGAGAUAGGACUCCAGUCGAUUGCACCUAUCCCGAUACAACGACGAUUGACGUGGCAAUAUCCAUCACGGACAAUAAUCCGGGAUAUGUCUUGGGUGGAGAUGCGAUAUACAUGAACGGUUGUGAUUUGAUUUGGAUUGAUCAUGUAACGAUUUCACUGGUUGGACGCCAGAUGAUAUUUAUGGGAUAUGAAUCCAUUGAGACUGACCACGUACCAAUAGGUGGACGCGUCACCACCUCGAACACUGAGUUCGACGGACGAACCGAUCAUUCUGCUACGUGCGACGGACGCCAUUAUUGGACCAUCCUUGGACUUGGGGAAAACGAUAAAGUAUCCUUUUUCAACAACUGGAUCCAUCGCACGUCUGCGCGUUCUGCAGAUCUGGGCUCCGUGAGCGCCUGGCACAUUUUCAACACCUACUGGUCUAACAACACAGGACAUGCAUUCUCUGUCACCCCCGAACCUGCAAUUCUAGUGGAGGGGAAUGUAUUCACCGAUGUAGUCAGACCGACUGAACCUGGCAAUGGAUAUGGAAUGUUUCUCACGAACUCCAGUACGAUCUCUGCGUGUGACUCUACCAUGGGACGCCCUUGUCAAGAAAACGUGCUCACUGGCAGUGGAGACCUAUCGCCUUAUACAACAAACAAUGUAACAUCCCUACAGACAAUCGGUGAUGCAGAUGGACGGAACAUCAAUUUUAUGCCAAUCGGCCAGGUUCGAGCCUAUGUUGUCGCUAAUGCUGGCAUUGGGAAGGUUGGAUUCAACGGUACUACCACCCCUACAAUUUUGCCCUCAGGCCUAGUCGUGACUCCGCCUUCCACUGCGGUACCUUACCAGGUGCAGAGGAAUCAAGGCCACGGCCAUCAAUACGUGCGCUUUCACCACAGACACCCAUAA